GCGGGGCGCAGCGGCCGCCAUGGCCGCCGAGGUGAAGGCCAAGCUCUCCAAGAACCUGCUGCGCAUGAAGUUCAUGCAAAGGAGCUUGGAUUCACAAACUAAAAAACAGCUAGAAGAGGAAGAAAAGAAGAUAAUUAGUGAAGAACAUUGGUAUCUUGAUUUACCAGAUCUUAAGGAAAAAGAGAGCUUUAUAAUAGAAGAGAGGAGCUUUAUGCCGUGUGAGGAUCUGCUUUAUGGCAGGAUGUCCUUUAAAGGAUUCAAUCCGGAAAUUGAGAAGUUAAUGGUACAAAUGAACUCUAAGUCCAAGAAAGAAGAAAUCGAAGUGGAUGAUAAAAUGGAGGCUGAUGUGUCAGAUGAAGAGAUGGCCAGAAGAUAUGAAACAUUAGUGGGAACAAUAGGGAAGAAAUUCUUGAAAAAGAGAGACCAGCGUGUGCUCCAAGAUGAAGAUGAAGAUGAGAAUAGUGACACAAGACCUAGCAAAGCUAAGAAAAUGUUCUUAAAACCCCAGGAUUAAUGUGAACUGCACAACUGGAGUUAAUAGAAACGUUAUCUACCAAAUACAGUACCAUGAACUGGAGAUUGUUUGGAUUUUUUACUAUGUAAUGUAAAGGGUAGGUUUGUAAAUCUGAGUCUGUUCUCAUUGAAAUUUCUGCCAUCCACACACAAAAACAUUUUUCAAAGUGGAUGUGUUUGCAAUGGAUGUCAUACAUCCUUUCCUCUCAGAGCAAUUCUAGUGGGUAUGGGGCAUUAAGCCCAGUGGCCAUUUUAAAUGCUGCAUAUGAAUAGGAUGAAUGUUAUAUACCACUGAGAGCAACAGUAUUUACAUUUUAUAAUCAUAUCUGGAAAAAGUGGAGUAAAAGAUUACCUCUG
Messenger RNA from Nothoprocta perdicaria, 870 nucleotides. RefSeq names its product M-phase phosphoprotein 6 (gene MPHOSPH6). Lineage: Eukaryota; Metazoa; Chordata; Aves; Tinamiformes; Tinamidae. Gene Ontology annotation, biological process: maturation of 5.8S rRNA. The record is from RefSeq and is a predicted model, not a curated record. The transcript is spliced from 5 exons. The coding region runs from base 20 to 514 and encodes 164 amino acids.